Archocentrus centrarchus (flier cichlid) is the source of this 2738-nucleotide messenger RNA. It is a transcript of the gene gpm6bb, whose product is annotated as glycoprotein M6Bb. The record is from RefSeq and is a predicted model, not a curated record. Gene Ontology annotation, biological process: axon development; central nervous system myelination. The coding region runs from base 150 to 956 and encodes 268 amino acids. Gene Ontology annotation, cellular component: myelin sheath; plasma membrane. The transcript is spliced from 7 exons. Gene Ontology annotation, molecular function: structural constituent of myelin sheath. NCBI's taxonomy places the organism in Eukaryota, Metazoa, Chordata, Actinopteri, Cichliformes, Cichlidae.
ACGUAAGCUAGGCUGUCUCCAGAGGGACGCAGUUGAGUUUUGGAGCAGCCAGGCGGUCAGUGUGCAUCCCAGGACGCAACAUCAGUGUAGCUGGGGCUCAACUUUCAUCUGAUAGCGAAACUUCGGACGCUUGAGGAAAACUUAGAAAAAUGGGUUGCUUUGAGUGCUGCAUCAAAUGUUUAGGCGGCGUGCCCUAUGCAUCUCUGGUGGCUACAAUCCUCUGCUUCUCUGGUGUUGCCCUGUUCUGUGGAUGUGGCCAUGUGGCCCUCACUGGCACUGUGACCAUCCUGGAAACCCACUUCUCCAAGGUCACCAGCGAUCAUGCCAUGCUCACUGACGUAAUACAGCUGAUGCAGUAUGUCAUCUAUGGCAUUGCUUCGUUUUUCUUCCUCUAUGGGAUCAUUCUGCUUGCUGAGGGCUUCUAUACGACUAGUGCCGUCAAGGAACUGCACAGUGAGUUCAAGACCACCAUCUGUGGACGGUGCAUCAGUGGAAUGUUUGUGUUCCUCACUUACAUCCUGGGUGUGGCCUGGCUUGGUGUGUUUGGCUUCUCUGCUGUGCCCGUCUUCCUCUUCUACAACAUGUGGUCUACCUGUGCUGCCAUGAAGUCUCCCAUGGUCAACUUCACAAACACUGACUCCAUCUGCGUGGAUGUUCGUCAGUACGGAAUUAUCCCGUGGAAUGCCACACCAGGCAAGGCCUGUGGAUCAACGCUAGGUGACAUCUGCAACACCAGUGAGUUCUACCUGUCUUAUCACCUGUACAUCGUAGCGUGUGCCGGGGCAGGAGCAACUGUGAUCGCUCUGAUCCACUUCCUCAUGAUUCUCUCAGCAAACUGGGCCUACCUUAAGGAUGCCAGUCAUAUGCAUGCCUACCAAGACAUCAAAAUGAAGGAAGAGCGGGAGCUGCAGGACAUCACCUCACGCUCAAAGGAAUGCCUCAAUUCCUACACAUAAGGAUACUACACACUCGCAGUCCAAACACACACACACACAAAUGCACAUAUACUUACAUUAACAGACACUGUGGCCAACCACUGUGGCCCCUCUGGACCAAGGCGACGCUCAGUUAAAAUAACCUGCCAACUGACACUGUGUGCAGUACUAACCAGGCUUCUAACAGACUAAUGCAUCAGUGUUGCUUUCUGCACUAAUUGUUUCACAACUGCUCUGUGAAGUUUCAUUCAUGCUGGGUUUUGUUUUUCAUUUUCUGUAGGGACGAGUCAUCCCAGUUCUGAUGUUCAUGUGUUUUUAUAGCCAUUUUUGUGCUGGUGAAGCUUGUGACAUUGCACUAUUCUUACACAGCGCACCACAGCGUUUCACAGUCUUGCUCCAUCCUUCUUUAGUUUUCAACUAGGGAAGAUGAAAGAUAUUUUUUUUGUUUGUUUUUUUUUUUUUUUUCCUCAAAAAUUCAGAUGAAUUAUACACAUGAAAAGCCUUACAUCCAAUCUGAGCUGUGAGUCACACUAUAUUGUCAGGAAAGAGCCAGUGAAAUAUUGCACCAGAUUCUUUUAUAAAAUAGUUGGUUAUACAUGCACUAUCAAGCUAUAAUCCUUAAUGAUUAUGAAUUUACCUGCAUUACCAUUUCAGUUAAUGAUUGUUUGAGUGUUGUUGAUUGGUUAUGGGUUCUAAUUUCUGUUGUACAGCUACUUAAGUCAUGGCCUACAUUACCUCUACCUCAGGUGUGCACUAGAGCCUAUGGACAAACAAAUCCCCCUCGAAAGGUUUCCAAUUCCAAAUUGUAAAAAGAUGUCUUAAAGACACAGUAUACAUUUGGGUAGCUUCAACGACAAAUCUAAAAUCUUAAAACUGUGGCCCAAAUAUAUCCAUUUAGGCAAAUGGGGGGGAAAAAAUGCUUGCCAAUGAAGAGUUCUGAUUGCUAAUAAUAUAGCAGUUAUCAUUUGCAACAUGUACAGUAUGAUCAAAAAUGAUUCAAUUUAAAGAAAUCUUAUAAGCAUAACUAUGUCCCACGUGCUUUCUUACUGUUUGAAACAGAACUAAAGAAACUGUGGUGUGAUCAGUGUAAAUUUAUUACAGCUCACGAUUUUAGUUACUACCUUUUUUUUUUUUCACAAUUUUCUAAAAUUGUAUCUCAAUGUGCAAUUGACAUAAUGUUUAAAUAACUCAUAAUCUUUAUUAGCUAAAUUACAGGGAUAAUUUGAGAUGCUUCAUUGUUACAUAAAGACGACCGCGCCUGCGGUGACCUGUGAUGUACAGUCAUGUAUACUGACAUCAGUAGUAGGCAGUGUUUGCCCGUUUCUUGUUUUUCUAACAGAAUACAAUGCUAUGUAGCACAUUAGUUAAUAGUUUGUUUUUUUUUAGGUUCUUUUAUUCACUUGAAAAGUAUACUUUAUUAUUUUGUUGCCUGAUAGUAUACCUAUAUUUUCUAUGAAUGUCAAGGGCUUCCUCAUGAUUAACUGAUACUUUCAACUUUCAAGUAGUGAUUAGCCACACCAGUCCUUUAAAACAAUUGUAUAAAAUUCUAAAUGGUAAAUUCAGCCAAAGUAUGAAUGCCAGUAUUAAACAAUAUCUGUUUGAUACAGUGGUACAGAACCUGCAUUGCUCUGUGUAGGACUGGCUAUAGGUGUACAGUGGUCGAGCGGAUAGAUGACAGAUGUACAUGAAGCUAAUGUAUGUCACAUCUUGUCUUUGUAUGUUGUGUUUCAUGUUGAAUGAACCAAAAAAAGUAAAGAAAAAAACUACCUGUCAGUCAUCAGGAGGACAAUAAUCAGUUAAAAA